GGCACACUGGCUUAGUUGCUCCGUGGCAUGUGGGAUCUUCCUGGGCCAGGGCUCAAACCCCUGUGUCCCUUGCAUUGGCAGGCAGAUUCUUAAACACUGUGCCACCAGGGAAGCCCCUGGCUGCUUGUUUUUGUUGGAGAUCCGUAAGAGAUCCAUAGAUCUUUUUCUGGGAUGUUUGAUUCUCCAGAAUAUAAACUUACAAACUCCUGCCCCUUGGGUGGGGGAGGGCAAGCUGGGAAUAGACUGACAAUAGGCCUGGCUGCAGGAUUUCUGGGGCUCAGGCAAAGCACCAUUCAACAGGCAGAGUUCAGUUCCCCUUUGGUCAGUACCAUAACUUGACCCUCUAUAUUUACAUCCUGGACUCUGAAGCCUCUCUUGCUCCUUUUCUUUUUUCAAGAAAAGAACCUAUCUCCCAACAGGUAAGGAUAGUCACCUAAUGGAUUUCUAACUGAACCUCAUACAGAUUUUCAAACAGUCCACCGUUCUGUGAUACCUGGUGGUUCUUAAUUCUUGUGGCUUUUCAGCCUUCUCUGGGGACAUCAGUUGUCCAUCUUACAGGAAUAUGAUUCUUCCUCUAAGUAAUUUACUAUGUACUCUUCUGUGUGCAUUCAGUCUUCAUAAAUUGUGGUUUGAAAUUAUGGUUAUCUCCUAGUAUAAUCAAAGACGAUGUUUUUGCUUGUUUUCCCUCUCAUUUUGAGAUAUUUUCAAGAGGAAAAGAUGGCAGAGGCAUUUUUACUCUGCCACCUUGAAACCAGGCGUUUCCUUCCCAUGACCUCACUCUCCUGAUUUCCACCUACCCCUCCCCUAUCACUACUGAGUUCUACUUGCCUCAGCCCUAGUCUGUCAUCAUCUCACACAGCAGUUUAUCCAGAUGAUUUCAGUCAGGAUUCUGGCUUUGCCCACCUCUCCACCUUCACGAAGCAGCAUACACACCCUCGUUUAAGCUUCAGCCUAACUGGUAUUAUUUUAGGUCUUUGAUGCCAGCAGAGUCUUUACACAUGCUGGCAUUUGCAUGAUGAAAAGUCAGUGAACACAGUGAGAGAUUCAUUACUACAAGGGAACUGCUGAAAAUAGAUAUGUUAAGAAUGAUGGGAGCCAAGUUUCUCACUGUGAAAGAAAAAAAUAACGGGAAAUAAAAUGAAUUCUGUGAUCUUGGGUUGAAAUUGGAGGUUAUCAGUGCAAAGUCAUAGUUUUUAAUCUACAUAUAGAUAUAGGAAUAUGUAUUAAUGUGUCUGUCUAUAGUAUGUAUUCUCUAGCAAUGCCCAUGAAAGGAUUUGGGAACAAAGAUACCACAAUAGCAAUGAGCAGAUUUAGAGCUCAGAUCUUGUGAGUGCCACCAAAAAAGACCCAGGUCUCCUUGGAAGAACAGGCUGAUUCCAGGACUGAAGCAGGGAAAGUGUCAGAUGACCCUGGAGCAUCUUUUAGGCCAGGAAGUGAAGUGCUCAAAGAAUCAUGGGAUGUGUCAACUGGAAAUGAUUUGAGUAUCACAAUAGAUGAGAGUAACAAAUUAUAACCCAAUGAAUAAAAUUGGAAACCAUAAGUCAUACUGAUAGGAAUAAAUAAAUGAGUGAACUAAAAGUUUGGUGAGGAAUGAGGUUUUCAUAUACUUUCAAAGUCUCUCCCUACAAAAUGCUUAUCACUAACAAAGAGGAAAAGAGUAAUUUUACAGUGGAGCAGCUUGCCAGACAACACCUGAAGUGAUCAAAGUGAACGUGACAAUGUGACAAACAGAAAUUGUGCACAACUUGACAGGUACAUUGUGAAGAGCAUGGAUGCCAAAGAUGCAUAAUCUAAAUCUAAUUACUAGAAAACAGAUAAGUCUGCAUUAAGGAAAUUCUACAAAAUAACUAGCUGUAAUGUUUGUGUCAAGGUCAUGAAAGUCAAGGAGAGACUGAGAAAAUGUUCCAGAAUGAAGCCUGAAGAAAGCAACAAUGAUUCUGAACUGUAUCCUUGUCCUUUAAAGGACAUUACUGGGACAUUAGGCAAAAUAUGAAUAGAAUCUAAGGAUUAGAUAGUAGUAUUCAGCAAUAUUAAUGUCCUGAUUUUGGUGAUUAUAUUGUGGUUAAGUAGAAUGUCCUUGUCUGUAGGAAAUACAAUAAAUAAUUGGGUGUUGGGGCAUGAGGUCCGCAAUAUAGUCUCAAAUGGUUCAGGAAAAAGAACUUUGUACUAUAUAUACAUGUAACUCCUCCAUAAAUUUGUUUCAAAAUAAAUGAAUUAAACUGAUUUUUAAAAAAAUUAACUAGGUUGCACCAGUUAUUCCCAGUGCUCCUGUAGAUUUUGCUGUCAUCAAAAUCCAAACAAAGUAUAUGAGCAAGAACAAUGGCUAGUCAUUUUAAACCACCGGGGACGAACCUGUAAUCCAACAAAGUCAGAUUUAUUGACGCAUUGCAACCAAGGAGACUGCACACUAGAGGAACUGUAGGGUGUCUCACCACACAAUGGAAAAGGUAGAUGUAGGAUUUGUGGGAAAGGUGGAGUUCAGGUAAAAUCUAAAUGAAACAGUUUUAAUAGUCUCAAAGCAGAGCAGUGUAAACAGACAUCAACAUCACACCUGGAGUGAGAAGUGGGUGUAGGGUCAUGUUCCCUUGGAAACCACAAAGUUAAGAGAAUACGUAAUGUUCCUUUCAGGAACCCCUUGUCUGCACCUCUGCACCUGAUUAGAAAUAGAAGCUGCUUCUCGGUGUCAAAAUGUCUUAGAUCCUCCAGGCAAGAGUGGAAUGUUUCAUUCUUACUGAUAAAAUUUCAAAUAGCAACGUUUACAUGGACUUUAAAGAACAAUGUUUCUCCGUGUAAGAAUGUAGUACUCCUCCAAAGACGCGGGUUGUUAUGAUACUUUUUAGUUGCAGUUUGUCCUUAAAAGAAAGUUUCCUGUAAACGUUACAACUGGCUUUAUCUUAUACUGUUACCCAUCCUGAUGAAUGGCUGGGCAGAUUUUUACUUUCUCAGCAGUUACAAAUGAAAAAUACGACUCGGUCUCUCAAACCACAGCUAAUCCUCCUCUCAGGGCCUUGCUGAAGUUAUGGGUUUGCCUGACCAACUUUCUUUCCUCUCAUUUCGGACCUCAAGCCUCCCUUGAUGAACGAGGCCCCUACACCACGGUCUUCGGCAGCUUUCUCCACAUAACCUUUCAAUCAUCCUGCCUUCCCAGGCCACGCUCAGCGCGUGGGGGGCGGUCCCACUCUUUUCAAAUCCUAUUGGGUAAAAUCCACGCCUCUCCGCACUGGGGGCGGGACAAGAGAGAAAGGGCCUUUCCCAGGCGCGAGAAGAUGACGUCACAGUAGCGGAACCGCGACCGCCGGUUGCUUUGGGCUCUGCUAGCUGAGGGUGUCGAGUGAAAACAGUUCCGUCCGCGAUGCCGUCGCCAUGACCAUUUGUCAGUUCUUCCUUCAAGGUCGGUGUCGCUUCGGAGAUCGGUGCUGGAACGAACAUCCCGGCGCCAGGGGUACGGGCGAAGGACGGCAGCAGCAGCUCUCAGGUAGUAACAGACGAGGAUGGAAUACCACCAGCGAGAGAUAUUCCAGUGUUAUCCAGCCAUCCAGUUUCUCCAAAUCCACACCAUGGGGGGGCAGCAGAGAUCAAGAAAAGCCAUCUUUUGCUUCUUUUGAUUCUGGAGCACCAGCUAGCAGGAACAGGGGAUUUGGCUUGUCUCAGAACUCAUUUACUUCACCUAGCUCUGAUGGGCAGAAAGAUGAGAAGAAACUUCUGGAAGGAAUUGUAAAAGAUAUGGAGGUUUGGGAGUCAUCAGGGCAGUGGAUGUUUUCUGUUUAUUCACCAGUGAAAAAGAAACCUAAUAUUUCAGGUUUUACAGAUAUUUCACCAGAGGAGUUGAGACUUGAAUACCAUAACUUCUUAACCAGCAGUAACUUACAGAGUUAUCUACAUUCCAUCCAACAGUUAAUAAAUCAGUGGAGAAACAGGGUAAAUGAACUGAAAAGUCUAAAUACAUCAACUACAAUAGCUUUGCUCUCUGAUAUAAAGGGUGGAGUAAAUCAAGCAGCACCUGCAUUUGGAUUUGGCAGUAGGCCAUCAGUAACAUUUGCGUCACCAGGUUUUCCAGUGAAUAACAACAGCAGCAUUAAUGCUCAGAAUUUUAGUUUUAAACCAAGCUCUGGAUUUGCUUCUGCCCCUUCUGGAAGCCCUUCUGUGUUUGGGAAUACUCCAGCAUUUGGAGCUGUACCCUCCGCCAAUUCUGCCAUCACUGCUUCUACUCCAGCUUUUGGACUUGGGAAACCCCAAAUCACAUCUGCUGCUUCAUUUUCAUUUAAAAGCCCUGCAGCUUCUGGUUUUGGAUCAUCCGGAUUUUCAGGAUUUCCAGCUUCUGUGGCAGCAGGCCCUGUUGGAGCUCCAGAGGCCCCAGCCUUUGGAAGUGGCAGUUCUUCGGCUGGUUUUGGUAGUCCAGGCUCACAGUCUCACACUGCUUUUUCCAAGUCAUCCAGUGACACCUUUGGAAACAGCAACAUAUCCACCUCUCUCUCAUUCUCAAAUGGCAGCACCACAACAGAUAAUGUAUUAUUCACACCCAGGAAUCAACUAACAGCAGAAGAACUGGAACAAUUUCAAUCCAAGAAAUUUACUCUGGGAAAAAUUCCAUUAAAGCCACCUCCUGUGGAACUUCUAAAUAUUUAAAUGAGUAAUUUUAAAUACAGAAAAGAACAGCUUUUAAAA
Molecule: messenger RNA, 4665 nt
Organism: Kogia breviceps (pygmy sperm whale)
Lineage: Eukaryota; Metazoa; Chordata; Mammalia; Artiodactyla; Physeteridae
Gene: NUP42
Product: nucleoporin 42
Cellular component (GO): nuclear envelope
Molecular function (GO): metal ion binding; nuclear export signal receptor activity
Source: RefSeq, a predicted model, not a curated record